This is a messenger RNA of Penicillium coprophilum, 1143 nucleotides long. RefSeq names its product polysaccharide lyase family 1 protein. Lineage: Eukaryota; Fungi; Ascomycota; Eurotiomycetes; Eurotiales; Aspergillaceae. The transcript is spliced from 3 exons. The coding region runs from base 1 to 1143 and encodes 380 amino acids. The record is from RefSeq and is a predicted model, not a curated record. Gene Ontology annotation, molecular function: pectate lyase activity.
AUGAAAUUCAGCCUUGUUCUAUUAUUCACAGCUGUGGCAGUGGCAGAAUUCCCAGCAAAGAGGGUCGAUACAAUUUCUGUUACUGGCUCGCCCCCAGGGUUUGCAUAUGGAGUGACGGGAGGUGGAGACGCGACACCAGUUUAUCCCACCGAUGUCAAGCAUCUAAUUGAGCUUCUGGGUUCUGAUGAUCCUCAAGUUGUUAUUAUCGACAAGACAUAUGAUUUCAUCGGAACGGAAGGGACAACGAAAGGAAACAUUUGCAAGGUAUUUGGUUCCUUUGAAGAUGGCUGUCAGUCCACAAUCGAUACCGGAAAAGGGUGUGAUGGUCAAAAGUCUGAGCCAUAUGAAUGGGAUACUGCUGGAGUCACAGGAAUCCGUGUUCACUCAGACAAGACGAUAAUUGGAGUUGGAAACAAGGGCGUACUCCUCGGCAAAGGGCUGAGAAUAGUCGACGCCUCCAACAUCAUUGUACAAAACAUCAUGAUCACCAACCUCAAUCCAAAACUUGUUUGGGGUGGCGACGCGAUCACACUUUCUAACACUUCAAAUAUCUGGAUUGAUCAUACUCAAUACACUGGCCGUGUACACUAUGUCUUUGGCCAAGAAGCGAACUCUCAUGUCGCUAUCUCUAACAGCUUCAUAAAUGGCGCAACUAAUUUCUCUACUUCGUGUGACGGGCAACAAUACUGGGGAUUGGAACUUGUCGGGGCCGACGACCAAAUCACGUUUGCAAACAACUAUGUGUACAGAACAUCUGGCCGGAGCCCUGCAUUGAGCGGCAAGACCCUCUUCCAUGCCGUCAAUAGCGUGUGGGAGAAUAACAACGGCCACGCCAUUGAGGGCACCGAUGAUGGCCAAGGUCUUUUUGAAGGUUGUGUUUUCAAAAAUGUUAGCCAAAUUGUCCGGGAUUUUGUUGGUCAACUCUUUAGUUCGCCGAGUGCUACGGCAAACAAAGCAUGCUCCGGCGACCUCCAGAGGGACUGCGUGACGAAUAUUCAAACAGACAGCGGGACUCCCUUCAAGAAGGCGGACACUAAAUUCCUCUCUAACUUUGCUGGCCUCACCAUUGCAACUGCAAGUGCAGCUUCGGAGGCCGAGGCAAGCGUCCCAACCAAUGCUGGAAACACGCUAAACAAUGCAUAG